Anoplophora glabripennis (Asian longhorned beetle) is the source of this 605-nucleotide messenger RNA. RefSeq lists its product as uncharacterized. The transcript is spliced from 2 exons. NCBI's taxonomy places the organism in Eukaryota, Metazoa, Arthropoda, Insecta, Coleoptera, Cerambycidae. The record is from RefSeq and is a predicted model, not a curated record. The coding region runs from base 192 to 605 and encodes 137 amino acids.
AGUUAUAGGUGACCCCACACUGUAAAUGUAAUCAUUUAGUUGAUUGUGCCGCAGAGAGAACUUUUAGGGAAGCGUAUGGUUAUAAGUAUCAAGGAACAGUACCGUCAUCACUCCCAUCCAAAGUAAUUUAUUCUACUGCACCAACAGGUGUUGGUUCUGGUGUGGCAGCAGGUACUACCGAAUAUAUUACAAUGAAUCUUUCACCAUCAUACGUCCUUAACUCAUUGCGGGCUGUCAGGGAACCAAUAGUGGACUACCAAGAAGGAAGAGGAGUUUCUAGGAGCGAAUCAGUAUCAUUUUUGGCACUAAUAACAUCUUUAUGUACACAUGCAUACACGGCAGCUAUCACUAUUUUAGUGAUGUUAUGGAAUUUGGCCCCUUUGCUCGAUGGUUUUGUGUAUUUUGCCAGAUUUGUGGUUGACAAAUUAAUCGAGAUAUUUGAAACAAGGGAUAAAAAAGAGAAAAUUAUGAAAGCAGCUGUGUUUGCGGGUGAAAUUAUUGUUAUUCUGUUUAUAAUAUUCUUAAUAAUGGGUCUCAUUUUUAUGCCCGUUUAUGUACUGACGGCGAGGAUUAUAGGUAAAAUUUGGGGGAUGAUUGCUUGGUAG